AGCUGCGAGCUUUCAUAACUGCGACAUUGGAUCAACAUGGCGGGCACCGUGGCGAACAAGUGUCUCAGUCCUCUGGCUUUCCUCACCAGGAGGCUCUCCGCUCCCGAGUUCAUCACUCAGUGUUGCUAUCACAAGAAGGUGGUGGAUCAUUAUGAGAACCCCAGAAAUGUGGGCUCGCUGGACAAAAACUCCAAGAAUGUUGGAACUGGUUUGGUGGGUGCCCCGGCCUGUGGGGAUGUAAUGAAGCUUCAGAUUGAGGUGGAUGACCAGGGGAAGAUUGUGAAUGCCAGGUUCAAAACUUUUGGCUGUGGUUCUGCCAUCGCCUCAAGCUCUCUGGCCACCGAGUGGGUGAAAGGCAAAUCUGUGGACGAAGCUUUGAAGAUAAAGAACACAGACAUCGCCAAGGAGCUCAGUCUUCCUCCUGUUAAGCUUCACUGCUCCAUGCUUGCCGAAGAUGCCAUCAAGGCAGCCCUUGCUGACUAUCGUCUCAAGCAACAAGAUGACCAGCAGGAGGCAGUCAGGGCCAGCAAUUAAAUGGAGCGCUCACGCUUUGUGCUGGGCCCGGUUUGGCUCCCUGCUGCCAAGAAGAGAAAUAGUCCAGCGUCAACACCUCACUUUCCUGCAGCAAUGAUGACGAGUCCACCAUCUUUCAACCCUCUGUAGCAGUGUUACACCAGGCUGUUUAUAUUAGUCUGCGAUCCUCUAACCGUGUAUACUGUAUCUUUUAGCCUGUCACAUAAACGCACAAUAUAAGCACUGUUUUGGGUUGUUGGUACAGAGAUGAGCCUUAUUUUGGAAAUUGCUUUGUGCAGGUGGAGUGUUUUUUAUAUUGAAAGGUGUGAUGGAGGUAUGGAUGAAAGCUAAAAGCUGUUUAUACCGUCUGCACUCUAAACGCACUGACCUGUUGAGAUUAAGUAAAGUGGCUUGAACCAAAAAAAGGGGGUCCAGUAGUUUUAAAUGUAACUUAUAUUUACAAAUGCUUCUUUAAAAGUCUGUAAUAAAACUAUCCCUAAUCGUA
Pelmatolapia mariae (spotted tilapia) is the source of this 1018-nucleotide messenger RNA. RefSeq names its product iron-sulfur cluster assembly scaffold protein IscU-like. The record is from RefSeq and is a predicted model, not a curated record. Gene Ontology annotation, cellular component: cytoplasm; mitochondrial matrix. NCBI's taxonomy places the organism in Eukaryota, Metazoa, Chordata, Actinopteri, Cichliformes, Cichlidae. The coding region runs from base 37 to 534 and encodes 165 amino acids. Gene Ontology annotation, biological process: intracellular iron ion homeostasis; iron-sulfur cluster assembly. Gene Ontology annotation, molecular function: 2 iron, 2 sulfur cluster binding; ferrous iron binding. The transcript has 5 exons.